UCUGCUGAAUGAAACCGCGAGUUUUUACACGGAGAGACAGUUGAAGAUGGAAAGGGAGGGGGCACAAAACAAGAGGAGGCGUUCUUUGUAACAUCCCCCACCCAACCCCACAGCAAUAUAAGGAAGAUGGGUUUGGUACUUCGGUGCUGAUUUCGAUGAUUCUGGUUCGAUUGUCGAGUUCUUGGUGCUGCUUACCCACCUCUCGCUUGGGCGUGGUCCAAGGGUUUGAUUCAUCGCGCGGGCUCGAUUUGAUGUUGGGGUUACGGGUCGCUGUAGUUGAAUUCCUUUCCGCUGCUGAAGCUGUGAUGAAGAUGUAGGGACCUUAUGAUUGACAUGUAAAAGCGGAGUUUUUCCCAUCAUUCUCGUUUUCUCGGACAUCUUUUCUGCCUUUUUUGCUGCUGAGAUAGGGUUGGUGACGUCCUCACUUACGUAAAAGCAUGAUCUUGCGCACAAUUUACCCGAAUCGAUCAUUGUUUUCUCUGUAAAUACAAACACCCACAAGUUCUGUGUCCAGCAAUAUAAUACAUGAUUUGCUGUGCUUAUGGCUCCAGUUGCCACUAAGCUCUUGCUCACCGACCUCGCGUCCGGCAUCGACCGCGUGCCCAACAAUUACAUCCGGCCCGAGGCUGACCGCCCAAACCUCACUGAGAUCGAGGCCUCAGAUGCCUCCACCAUCCCACUCAUUGAUCUCCAAGGCCUCUCUGGUCCCAACCGUGAUGAUGUUAUCAGACAGAUUGGUCAGGCAUGCCAACAAGAUGGUUUCUUUCAGAUCAAGAACCAUGGGAUACCGGAAGAGAUGGUGCAGGCCAUCCUGAAUAUAGCCAGGGAAUUUUUCCGGUUGCCGGAGAGCGAGAGGCUGAAGAGUUACUCCGAUGACCCGUCCAAAUCGACCAGGCUUUCGACUAGCUUUAAUGUCAAGACCGAGAAGGUGUCUAACUGGAGGGACUUCUUGAGACUCCAUUGCUACCCUCUUGAAGAGUACAUGCAUGAGUGGCCGACCAAUCCUCCAUCAUUCAGGAAGGAGGUGGGUGAGUAUUGCACUAGAGUAAGAGAUCUGGUGCUCAAACUGUUGGAAGCCAUUUCAGAAAGCUUGGGGCUUGACAGGGAUUACAUAAGCAACAACUUGGGCAAGCAUGGUCAGCACAUGGCUAUGAACUACUAUCCACCGUGCCCACAGCCCGAGCUUACAUACGGGUUGCCGGCCCACACCGACCAGAACUUAAUCACCAUCCUUCUUCAGGACGAUGUGCCUGGGUUACAUGUCCUUAGGAAUGGAAAAUGGGUUGCUGUCAAUCCCAUCCCCAACACCUUCAUUGUCAACAUAGGAGAUCAAAUGCAGGUCAUUAGCAAUGACAAGUGCAAGAGCAUACUUCAUAGAGCAGUGGUGAACUGUGACAGGGAGAGAAUCUCCAUUCCAACCUUUUAUUGCCCAUCCCCAGAAGCCAUAAUUGAACCUGCUCUGGGCUUGAUUGACCGUGAACAUCCUGCAGUUUACAGGAGCUUCAAGUAUGAAGAUUAUUACCACAAGUUCUGGAACAGAGGACUCGAGACUGAAUGUUGCUUGGACAUGUUCAAGACACUCUCGGCUUAAGAUUUAUUUAAAACUUCUGGAUGACAAUAAAUCAGGUCUGUUAUGUGUCGAUUUAUUUAAGGUUGGGUCAUGAUAUUUGUUAAAACAAUAUAAAAUUGACUUUUGAAGAUUUAAGCAUGUGAGCUGUUGGGUUCUA
Molecule: messenger RNA, 1727 nt
Organism: Syzygium oleosum
Lineage: Eukaryota; Viridiplantae; Streptophyta; Magnoliopsida; Myrtales; Myrtaceae
Product: protein DMR6-LIKE OXYGENASE 2-like
Exons: 4
Coding region: 542-1591 (349 amino acids)
Source: RefSeq, a predicted model, not a curated record